Molecule: messenger RNA, 2174 nt
Organism: Coccidioides immitis RS
Lineage: Eukaryota; Fungi; Ascomycota; Eurotiomycetes; Onygenales; Onygenaceae
Product: 40S ribosomal protein S3
Exons: 3
Coding region: 95-886 (263 amino acids)
Biological process (GO): translation
Cellular component (GO): cytosolic small ribosomal subunit; nucleus
Molecular function (GO): RNA binding; structural constituent of ribosome
Source: RefSeq, a predicted model, not a curated record
CAGAAGUCCGAAGCUCUCUCACCAGCACUCGACAGACGACCUUAUCGUUCCCCCGGCGGAUUUCUCGACAAUCGGGUCAGCAUAAUCAGCAAAUAUGGCUGCUAUUCAGGGAACGAUUUCCAAGCGCCGCAAGUUCGUGGCUGACGGUGUGUUCUAUGCCGAAUUGAACGAGUUCUUCCAGCGCGAGCUGGCUGAGGAGGGAUACUCCGGUGUCGAAGUCAGAGUUACUCCCACCGUAACCGAUAUCAUCAUCCGCGCUACCCAUACCCAGGAAGUUUUGGGUGAGCAAGGUCGCCGCAUCCGUGAACUCACCUCCCUCAUCCAGAAGCGCUUCAAGUUCCCCGAAAACUCCGUCUCCCUUUAUGCCGCCAAGGUCCAGAACCGUGGUCUCUCUGCCGUUGCUCAGUGCGAAAGUUUGCGAUACAAGUUGCUCAACGGUUUGGCCGUCCGAAGAGCCUGCUAUGGUGUCCUCAGAUUCAUCAUGGAGAGCGGUGCCAAGGGUUGCGAGGUCGUUGUUUCUGGAAAACUGAGAGCUGCUCGUGCCAAGAGCAUGAAGUUCACCGAUGGUUUCAUGAUUCACUCCGGUCAACCCGCCAAAGACUUCAUCGACAGCGCCACCCGCCACGUUCUCCUCCGUCAAGGUGUGCUCGGUAUCAAGGUCAAGAUCAUGCGCGGUAGCGACCCAGAGGGCAAGUCCGGUCCUCAGAAAUCUCUCCCUGACUCCGUCACCAUCAUCGAGCCCAAGGAGGAGCAGCCUGUCCUCCAACCAAUGAGCCAGGACUACGGUGCUAAGGCCGCUGCUGCCCAGCAGGCUGCUGAGCAACAGCGAUUGGCCGAGCAGGAAGGUCAAGAAGGCGCAGAAGCUGCCGCUGUCCCCCAGGAGUGAAAUUAAUUAGCUGUUUUUUUCCUCCUUUCUUCUAGUCCCAUCUUUUUCAUCCCCAGAUUUCUUCUACUGUCCUAGGAAUGUUAAAAUGGGCAUCAUGAAUAUGCAACAAUUUUCUACGUUUUCUGCUGAAUGGACGGAAACUUGGCGAUUAGGAGUGUAGUUUAAACACAAAAGAGAUUACUUCUACCCAAGGAAGCGUUCAGACUGCUGGUGAAUGACUGAAAGUCCGAUUACUUUAAUGAGAGCUUUCCGGAUCCAAGGAAACAAUACAUCAUGAGCAAGCGUCAGGAAUAAUGCAAUGUUCUAUUUUUCUCAUCAUCGCAUUCAGUUCAUAAAACCCAAGAGCGCUAGCCAACGAUCUAUUCUUUUCACGUUCCAUAAAACUAUCCAUCAACACAAAAAAUCGAAUACGUCUAUGUCUUACAAAAAGACCUCGAUAUUCAUUUCAAGGGUGCUCACAGGAUAUUUCAACUCGAACUUUUCAAGGACAGUAGGGUGCAAAAUGCCGAACGUACCGAUGACAUGUUCUUUGCCUCCAAUACAGACGUGUAUUGAUGCAGCGUGUCCUGGGAAGUAGGUAGGGUCUAGUUACAGCGUUAGCAAAUCGUAACAGAUAACCAGAAAGCAUGAGACUCCAACCUUCUAGUUCUUCAAUCCAAUAUCGCGAACCGCUGACGUCCGGGUUAUCAAGUCCCUCUUCGCCGACAAUAAAUGCACUCUUCAACAUGGCCAUCACCCUGUCGAGCAAACCAUGGACAACCUCAAAGCCACUAGUCCUUCCGUACCAAGCAGCAGCGAAAUGUCUCUCGUUCCGACUCUUGCGUUCAAGUCUCAUAUCUUUGAAGGCCACAUCGCUUACUUCAAAGAUUCUCAUUGGCACGGUAUGGCUUUUAUUCUCGCGGAUGGUUUUUAAAAGUCCCGGAAGAAGGCUGGUCCGAACCACCUGGAACUCCACGGUCUUGGGGUUUGCAAGCUUCACCGCAGUAUUGCCAUCAUCCUUGCGAUUUAACCACGCGAAAUUCUCGUCAUGGGAGCAAAGAAUUAACGGCAUGACUUCGGACCAUCCUGCCAUGGCAGCCUCGGUCCGAAUGAUAUCUGUCAGUUUGUUUACAGGCAGGGGUUGGGCAAUCGUUCCGGAUUUGCUAGGGAAUGAUCUUGGCAACUCGUUGAAACCAUAGGCUAUAGCGACAUCCUCCAUAAUGUCCGCUUCAUGGAGCACAUCUGCACGAGUAAUGGGUACUUCGACGUCGAUGAGGUCUGCUGAUGAUUUGGAAGGUUUCGCGAUAUA